CUUCAACCUUCAUCACCCUAUAAAGCAAGGAAUAGUCGCAGCUUGCUCCAGCUUCGCAAGCUUCCCUUCCCUGCUAAUUGAUCCUGCCAUUAGUAGCAAGUGCCAUCGUCGCGGCUGCCGGUUGAGAGAGAGAGAGAGAGCGAUCGAUCGAGGAGAGAUCACGUACGUGUACGCGCGUUCGAUGGAGGCCCUGGUGGCGGGGAGGUACUGGGGUGUCGGGGGACGGCGGUGCGAGGCGUGCGGGGGCUCGCCGGCGGCGGUGCACUGCCGGACGUGCCCGGGCGGCGGGGCGUACCUGUGCGCGGGGUGCGACGCGGGCCACGCGCGGGCCGGGCACGAGAGGGUGUGGGUGUGCGAGGUGUGCGAGCGCGCGCCGGCCGCCGUCACGUGCCGCGCCGACGCGGCCGCGCUCUGCGCCGCGUGCGACGCCGACAUCCACGACGCGAACCCGCUGGCGCGCCGCCACGAGCGCGUGCCCGUGCAGCCCAUCGGCGCGGCCGCGGCCGCGCCCGCCGCGGAGACGCUGCUGUUCGGCGCCGCCGCGGAAGAGAAUCAGGACGACGACGACGGCGCCGCCGCGGCGGCUAAGGUCGUCGGCGUCGACGCCGGUAAGCUGGCGGACUUCCUGUUCGCGGACGUCAUGGACCCGUUCUUCGGCCAAGACUUCACUGGUGGCACCAGGUUCCCGCACGCCGACAGCGUUGUGCCUAACAAGGGAUCCUGCGGCGGCGGCGGCGCUGUGGACCUUGACUUUGGUGGUGGCGUCGCCGCCGCAGCCGUCGCUGCCAAGCCGUCCUACAGCUCCUACACCGCGGCGUCGCUCGGCCACAGCGGCUCGUCGUCGGAGGUCGGCCUGGUCCCAGACGCGAUGUGCGGCCGCGGCGGGAGCGUGACCGGCGGCGUCAUCGAGCUCGACUUCGCGCAGUCCAAGGCCGCCUACCUGCCUUACGCUGCAACUCCGACCCACAGUAUGUCAUCUUUGGACGUGGGUGCGGUGCCGGAACGCGGUGACGGGGUCAUGGCGGGCAGGGUCGCGACGCCGCCGGCGGCGGCGGCCGCGGAGAGCAGGGAGGCGCGGCUGAUGCGGUACCGCGAGAAGCGGAAGAACCGGCGGUUCGAGAAGACGAUCCGCUACGCGUCCCGGAAGGCCUACGCGGAGUCGCGGCCGCGCAUCAAGGGCCGCUUCGCGAAGCGCGCGGACGACAACGACGCCGACGCCGACGCCGACUUCGACUUCGACGCGGGUGCCGCGGCGGCGACGGCGCCGGCGCGGUCGCGGUCGCAGCAGCAGCAGCCAUCGUACCCCUAUGUGCUCGACUUCGCCGCCGGCUACGGCGUCGUGCCCACAUUCUGACGACGCGUACCGUGUAAUUAUUGCUGCUGCGUCGCGUGCCCAUGUUUUUGAGCCGGCCGAUGCUUGGAUUAGGCCGGCGUGACGCGCGCACACGAAUCCGGCGUGCGUGCCAUGCUGCAUGCGCGCGUGCGUGUUUGCUAGAGCGGCAGGCGAGCUCUAGUUGGUGGUUGCGGCAUGCCGUUUUGAGCUAGCCAUGGGUAAAAUUAGCAGGCUAGUGUGUACUGCUACUACGUGUUUGCUGGAGCGACCAGUUCUAGUAGUACGCGUUGUACUACUUGUGUAAUUUUAGAUCAGGAAGAUGCUUAGCAUCUGACGGUCUAUUUCAAUGAUGAUCGAUGUAGUAUUAUGCUAUAUUUGGCAAGGCCA
Sorghum bicolor (sorghum) is the source of this 1720-nucleotide messenger RNA. Its product is annotated as zinc finger protein CONSTANS-LIKE 3. Gene Ontology annotation, cellular component: nucleus. Gene Ontology annotation, biological process: regulation of flower development; regulation of photoperiodism, flowering. Gene Ontology annotation, molecular function: zinc ion binding; protein binding. The coding region runs from base 182 to 1354 and encodes 390 amino acids. NCBI's taxonomy places the organism in Eukaryota, Viridiplantae, Streptophyta, Magnoliopsida, Poales, Poaceae. The transcript has 3 exons. The record is from RefSeq and is a predicted model, not a curated record.